AUGAGUAACGGAGUUGGAAGAGCAGAACGUGAUGACCUUAAUCAGGGUCUUUCAGUGAACGGUCAAAAUGGAAUCAUUUCAUUAGACGGACGUAUACUUUCGGAGGAAGCAGAUGUUAGCCGAGUUGCUCGGUGUGGGUUUAGUGAGAUCGUAUCGCAGAUGGUUAACUCUAACUGUGGUGAGCUCCCAGAUAAUACACAACGAGCUUCCGUAGAGUCUACAAGCCUACCGGCAUCAAGUACUCAGGAGCGAUAUGGGGGGCAUGAGGCAGCAAAGCUAGCUUCUAACGUGGUUUCGGAAUCAACUAGCGAAGAUCCAUUAUUUCCGUACUUUCAGCCGUUUGGUAUGGACGUAGGUAAGGUGCCGGUUACUAGCCCUCCUAUUUUCCAGUCUUCAAUGGCAGCGUAUAACUCAGUCCCUACUAGGCGACGUGUUUCUCUCUCAAACGGUCAGAUUUGCCAAAUAGGCCAAUAUAUGGAUGACGAAGAUUUUAUUGGUAGAAUUUACGAUCUACAGCCUCCCCCGUUGCCUCAGAGACAGAGAGCAAGGCCUGCAACCAAAAUCCAAAUGCGGUCCUCGCUACAUGAUCACGCAAGACCCCAUCCCGUUGCAUCUCCCUCUUCGCAUCACAGCGAGUUCUCGGAAGGAUCCCAAGACUACCAGCAAACAGAAACACCUGAUAGCACUCUUGCAAAUAUUCCACAACAGCAGCAUAUUCAGCCUUUUGUUCAUGAUAUGGUUCCCGCUACACCGCAGGACGGAAUGAUGAGAGAUGCCUUAAGGCCGUCUAACAUCAGAUAUGAGCAGAACUCAAAAGUGCCCGGCACAGCUGCUUGGAAACGUGCACGUCUGCUGGAACGUAAUCGUAUUGCUGCCUCCAAAUGUAGACAAAGGAAGAAAAUUGUCCAGCAGCAGAUGCAAAAUGAAGUUGAUAAUCUGACCAAGGAGAACAGGGUGAUAAAGAGGAAGCUAGAAUAUUAUGAAAAGCUGGUGAAUAAGUUCAAGGUAUUUAUUGAACUCCAUAUGGAGUCAUGUGGCGGAAGUAAGGAUAACUUUAAAGUUGUCGAAGAACUACUAAAGAUUGAUCAUAAUUUUGAUGACGCUGACGAUUACACUACAUUUAGAGAAGACAAAAAUUACCCUACUAGCAAUAAAGGACCUUAG
This is a messenger RNA of Eremothecium sinecaudum, 1164 nucleotides long. RefSeq names its product Cst6p (gene CST6). The record is from RefSeq and is a predicted model, not a curated record. The coding region runs from base 1 to 1164 and encodes 387 amino acids. NCBI's taxonomy places the organism in Eukaryota, Fungi, Ascomycota, Saccharomycetes, Saccharomycetales, Saccharomycetaceae. Gene Ontology annotation, biological process: regulation of transcription by RNA polymerase II. Gene Ontology annotation, molecular function: DNA-binding transcription factor activity, RNA polymerase II-specific; RNA polymerase II cis-regulatory region sequence-specific DNA binding. The transcript has a single exon.